ACAAUAUGUUUUAAAAUAAUAUAUUUGUUUGAGCUUACAAAAGAUUUAAGUCACAAGAAAAAUCAACCUAUGUACUUUUGCCUCGUCACAAGGGUCAGAGUGAUUGGCCAGUUAUCAUUACAGGAGUAAAAGCAUAGGAUUGUCACACAUCUGGCAAGAGCAAUCAGUGCAAAGCCAAAAGCAAGUGACAGUCAACUAAAAUCUCUACUAUGGUGAACAGGAGGCGAAAUGGAUCUCGUGCUAAUGGUCGUUCCGGUCGAGGAGUUGUUAAUGCACAACAACAGCAGCAAUGCAAGCGGUCACCUAUUAAGGCUCUUAGAGAACCAGCCAUCUUUGCUAAACAAUCAGGCAGCACCUCGGACACCCCACAAGACAAAGUGACUUUAGCCCAGGCUCGUCGUGGCACUCCAGCUCGUAGACCCGUACGAGUGUAUGCCGAUGGAAUCUUUGACCUCUUCCAUUCAGGUCAUGCCCGGGCUCUGAUGCAGGCCAAGACUUUGUUCCCAAACACAUAUCUGAUUGUUGGUGUAUGCAGUGAUGCCCUGACGCACAAGUAUAAAGGCUACACAGUGAUGACAGAGGAUGAACGUUAUGAAGCCCUUAUACACUGUCGUUAUGUGGACGAGGUGGUCCGUGAUGCUCCCUGGACUCUCACUCCUGAAUUCCUUAAAAAACACAGGAUUGACUUUGUGGCACAUGAUGAUAUCCCAUACACCUCUGCUGGAUCAGAAGAUGUCUACAAACAUAUCAAAGAAGCAGGAAUGUUUGUGGCUACUCAAAGAACGGAGGGGAUUUCUACCUCUGAUCUCAUCACGCGUAUUGUUCGAGACUAUGACGUCUUCGUCAGACGUAACCUGCAGAGAGGAUACACAGCACGGGAACUCAACGUUGGCUUCAUCAAUGAGAAAAAGUAUCGCCUUCAAGAGCAGGUGGACAGAAUGAAGGAGACGGUGAGGACGGUGGAGGAGAAAUCCAAGCAUCUAGUGCACCGUGUUGAAGAGAAGAGCCAUGAUCUCAUCUACAAAUGGGAAGAGAAAUCUCGCGAGUUCAUUGGAAACUUCCUGGAGUUGUUUGGUCCUGAUAAAGCCUGGCACAUGAUCCAGGAACGGAGUGGCCGUGUUCUCCAGGCCCUGUCUCCCUAUCAGUCACCAAGUACGUCGCCCAGCUCCAGUCCCAGCAGAGGUCGCUAAACAUCACCUUUCUCCCAAUGGCCCCUGCGCCGCUUCCAUUCACCUCCACAUAAAGGAGCCUCUGUCAGCAGCAGUGAGGGUGACGAGGGGGAAAAUUAGGUGGAGGUUGGCUCUCCUACCAACUGCACAUUUGCACAAGCACCUUCUCAUUUUAUUUUCUGUAUUUAUGCACCAAAAUGCUUGAUCUUCAAAUGCUCAAAGAUCCAGAAUGGCUUCAUAAUUCAGUAGAAUAAAAAGUAUAUAUGUAAUAAAUAAAAUAUAUAUAUUUUUAUAUGUUUUAUUGUUCAUCAGCUAGAAAAAAAAAAAACAUUUUGAAAGUGAUUUUAUCAAUAUUGUUUUUCUGUGUUGUUAUUGUUAUAUUGGUCAAGUUUACUACCCUAUUCUCAUAUGAUUAGAACGAUUAAUACAUAAAAACAUAUUUGUGAUUAUUUUAUAAAACACUGUUUUUCUGAACGUAAUGAAGGGUGUACCACUGACCUAAUGUAUGAGUGUUUUAAUAAACUGAUCAGGCUAAAUACAACAUGAGCUAAGAAGCAUAUUGUGAAAUAUGGCAUAA
Carassius auratus (goldfish) is the source of this 1746-nucleotide messenger RNA. Its product is annotated as choline-phosphate cytidylyltransferase B-like. Bases 210 to 1190 code for a protein of 326 amino acids. Gene Ontology annotation, molecular function: choline-phosphate cytidylyltransferase activity; phosphatidylcholine binding. The transcript has 8 exons. Lineage: Eukaryota; Metazoa; Chordata; Actinopteri; Cypriniformes; Cyprinidae. Gene Ontology annotation, biological process: CDP-choline pathway. The record is from RefSeq and is a predicted model, not a curated record.